CGGAAGUAGCUGUGAGUCGCUAUACAUCAGCACUUCAUCAGCCAUGGCAACGUUUUUUGGCGAAGUUUUGUCUGUUUAUUCUCGGGCUGUGGAGGAUGAAGAGGAUGAAGAGGAGCUCGAUAACAACGAGGAAGACGCGCAGAUCCGCAGGGAACUGGAAGAGAAAAGGCAAGUUCAUCUGCAUUGGGACCCCGCGGUGUCUGAUUCCCUCAAGUCUGGAAAUAAGCUGCCGUGUUCCGACUUCAUCCUCGCCGUGGGACAUAAUGCUGCGAGGUUUCUGUCGGUGUACGUUCUCACCUCUGAAGGCUGGGACCCUGUGGGACGAGCAUCAGUGUGGAACGAGAGGAGCCGAGCUGGUGCUGGUCAGAGCAGCGAGGAGUCGGCGUGUUUGUUUUACAGACACAAGGACCAUCCAUCUGUGCUGCUCUGCCAGGUCACGUGCUAUGUCGCAGAAAACCAGCAGUUUCAGUGGACUGAAAAGGUCUUUAACUCCCUGCAGCCCAGGGAGCUCAGCGUCACAGUUCUGUCCGACAGUUCUGUGGCCGAUUACAAGACAGCCGACUACCUGUGCGGCAGCUCCGCCCCCUUCCUGCGCUCGCUUCACACCAGCUCUUUCGGUGCUCAGUCAGUCUGUCCGUCACUGGAGCAGCCCAACAUUGUUUCAGGACUCCCAGCUGCAGUUCUGAACCACUGCCAGGCCCACCGCAUCCCUGCCAUUGUCUAUCAGUGUUACAGUGAUGUCAUCGGCCCCGACUCUGUCACCAUGGAGACCUUCAAGCCCGCACUGACCAAACUUGGCAAGUCUAUAAAGAUGGAGCCGUGUCCCAGCACAGACGUCCUCCGCAAGUUUGCCAGAACGACAGCCAUUCAGAGUAACCUGUACAUUUGAAUAUAACUUCCUCAUGCCCACCUGUGGUUUUAUUUUCAUGUGAAAAUGGUCAUUUUUAAAUAAAGAAGAUUGGAUCAGUUUUGAGUCAUGUAUAGCCGGAACAUAAAUCCUCUAGUGAGCGAGCCUCCAGCGCCCUCAGA
Molecule: messenger RNA, 1029 nt
Organism: Synchiropus splendidus (mandarinfish)
Lineage: Eukaryota; Metazoa; Chordata; Actinopteri; Syngnathiformes; Callionymidae
Gene: psmg1
Product: proteasome (prosome, macropain) assembly chaperone 1
Exons: 7
Coding region: 44-889 (281 amino acids)
Biological process (GO): proteasome core complex assembly
Cellular component (GO): endoplasmic reticulum
Molecular function (GO): proteasome binding
Source: RefSeq, a predicted model, not a curated record